Hypoxylon fragiforme is the source of this 2961-nucleotide messenger RNA. Its product is annotated as RNA polymerase II mediator complex subunit Sin4. The record is from RefSeq and is a predicted model, not a curated record. Gene Ontology annotation, cellular component: mediator complex. The coding region runs from base 1 to 2961 and encodes 986 amino acids. NCBI's taxonomy places the organism in Eukaryota, Fungi, Ascomycota, Sordariomycetes, Xylariales, Hypoxylaceae. The transcript is spliced from 9 exons. Gene Ontology annotation, biological process: positive regulation of DNA-templated transcription.
AUGGCAGCUGGCAAGAUGCCUCUCAUUCUCGAUAAUCCUAUGGGCGGAGAGGCCAUGCAAGUCGACUUGGACGACGUUGAUGAUCUAUUCGGAGAUGGGACAGCCCUCACUCUACCAUCACGACCUCCAAGCAAACGCCUGAGACAAAGGCUAGAUGACCUCCGUGUGAGAGGCUGCUGCCAGGGAAUUGCCUGGUCUAAGGGAGGCACCAUAGCAUCUAUUUCAUCCGAUGGCCAACAGCUGCAGUUGAGAUAUAUACACGCGCAGAGUAAAGAUGCCACCUUUGUCUUAAGCGAACCCAAUUCCAUAUCACCAUGGGGGAAUCUUCCAGCCGGACCCCUCGUUCAUCUCAGCUGGGGUCCCUCCAACACGGAGCUCGCUGUCAUCGACGCCGUAGGAAGAGUCCUGAUUCUCAACUUCAGCGUAAAUCUCAACCGUCCCUCGCUCUCUAGAAAGUGGGACGGAGAUUCCCUUGACGAUUUACAAGCCAUUGUUGGUACCUAUUGGCUACAGAGUACUCCAGUACCAAACCCAAGAUCCCCUCCAUAUGUCCCAUGCUAUGCGCCAGCCGUCAGAAGUGGCAAUUCAAAUAACUACAACUUCGGGAUGUCCCCGAUCAUCAGCACCGGCCCUUGGCACCCGCAUCCUAACAAAUCUGCCUUGAUUUGUGUCACUACGACCGGUAUUCUCAAGAUGUUCUGGAGCCAGAAUAAUGGCAGAAUUGAAGAGACAACGCUGGAACUUGAGAAUGUUACUUUGGCAGAUGAUCUAGUGACCCAUGCCUCGGUGUGCUCAGACAGAACAAAAACUCUCAUGAUCUGUAUGGCAACUGCAUCGAAGCAACUGCGAAUUGUCCAGGUCGGCAUUAAUUGGGGUAUUCCCAAAACCGAGGGCGCACAAAAUGCACCACCUGGGAGUCACCAGUUAAGUCCCACGCUUACGAAAAGACAUGUAGCAGUUGCUAGCUGGUUCCAACCGAGCUCUAACGUAUCACACCUUGAUUCAUCUAUGACGAAACUUACACAUAUUGAAUUGUUGCCUGCUAUACUCAACAGUUCAACUAAAGAGUGGUCGCCUGUCAUGGUCUUGACAGUGCGAUCUCUCAUACCGGAACCAAACUCACCCUAUGCACAAGAGGUCCAAAGCAUCAUUGAUCGGUGGGAACUAUUAUCCGAUCAACAGCAGACGCUUCACCCAGCCUUUACCCAACUUGGUGCUAGGAGAAACAGUGUUGGAUCUUCACCGCCGAAUGGCGGUAGACUUAAGAAACUCGACUCUGUAGUCGUUAACAAGAUCGUGAUCGGUGUUAACCCUGUUAACUUUUCGAGAGCUCUUUGCUUCAGUUACCACGACGGCAGCGUAGAAUAUCGAGAUCGGUUCACCAUGGCCGAAUUAUACCGAGAGCCUAACUUAGACCGCAUCAACUCAAUUUUUGACGUUGGUUUCUCUCAAGCCGGAGACUCGUCAUGUCUCCAAGUGGCCUUUUCACCCACAAAUUUUUCCUUAGUUCAGAUUUGCGAGGAUGGCCAAGUCAAAUGGCACAGCAUAAAUUACACUCUAGCAGAUCUUGAGUCUAUGACUGACGCUCAAGUGUCUGCUCUUGUCGCUUGUUUUACCAUUUCGACUGCCCAGGCCGCUUCUCAAAGCGUAAAUAUCGACGAUAUUUUAGCUGUCGCUCGGAAAUUCGUUGGCAAGGACGCUUUUGCGGUUGAGUGGGUGAAAACUAUGGUACAAAUGAUGAAGAUCACUGUCGACUACACAGAAGAUGCUCCCCAUGACCAUCUCAUUAAGAAUAGCAUUCUACAGAUGUGCCUUAGUGUCACUAACAAUCUUGGUUGGAGAGGCGAUUUCCAGCCACGGCAAACCUGGGGGAAGUUAUCUAUGAUAGCCCUUAACCUACGCAACAUAGUCAUCAUGAUCACGCUUUCGAGUAAUUCCAUAAACCACAACAAGACUACCAUGACACCACUUGAUGAACCUGAUGUUGUCAAUGCUUUGGCCGGCUGUGUCAAGUGGUCGACUGAUCUGCUUUGCUGGCUGUGCGACUCCUUGUUUUGUCUAUUGGAUGACGCCAAGUUCAUGAGUCUCUUAAAGCAGCCUCAGUUGGCAAACAUGACGGCGUAUUUACACUCAAAAAAUGAAGUCGCCUUGCAUUUAGUAUUAUGUUCAGCAACACGCGGUCUUCUCUCGGCAGUGUGUCGCCGAAUUUGGCUCCUCGACUCGUUUUCUACUCGUGCAAUCACCUGGUAUGAAAACCGCGAGAAGGCUAACGCAAAUGCCGCCCCCGAGCCUCGGGCUACCGCUCACCCAGCUCUAUAUGCAGCAUACCAGAGAGUGCGGCGGUACACUUCAUCCUCGCUCAUUAAGGCCGAUGAAUUUGACAAGCUGCUGAAUAGCCUUAGUGCUGAAGUUCGGUCAGCUUAUAGCGAAUCGCUUGCGGUACUUGGAGAGCAAGCUGCUAGAGCUGCAAAUAACAGUCAGUCGCAGCAAGGCCAGAAUCCCAAUCGACCUGAUGUGUCCCAAGAGGCCAUUGCCCGCGGGCGUCAACACUGCGAGUUAGGCAUGCUUGUAGUGCAAGCACCGCCACCAUCCUUCGUCUCUGUCGUCGACAAGUUCUUCGACAAAGACUUGCGGGAAUUCCGUGCGCAUGUCAACGUAGCCAAGCUAUAUUUCGCCGACUAUUCAAUCCUGGAAAUCAACGACAGCCCGCGCAGUCUGCAGAAAAGGAGGGCAAGAGGCACCAGAGUAGACCUCUUCAAGAGGAUUGAGAUAUCGAGGAAACCAAGCACUGCCAAUGCCAAGCCUCCAGCAUGGAGAUCUUGUGCUAGGUGUGCCAGCGUCAUGGAGGACCUUUCCAUGAUAAAUAAUAAGCCGGGUCUCAUGUUUCUACUGCGUCAACAAACCCACUGCUCAUGUGGGGGGCGUAUGGCGUUAUUACAGGAAACGCGAGCAUCCCACUAA